AUGUCUACCCCUUUUGGAGUUGAUCUUGGUAAUAAUAACACGGUUAUUGCGUGCGCCAGAAACAGAGGUAUUGAUAUCAUUGUCAAUGAAGUUUCCAAUCGUUCCACACCAUCAAUUAUUGGUUUCGGACCGAAGAACAGAUUCAUUGGAGAAAGCGGAAAGAAUCAACAAACUUCAAACUUGAAAAAUACCGUAGAGAACUUAAAGAGAAUCUUAGGAUUGAACUAUGACGAUCCAGAUUUUGAGAUUGAGAAGAAGUACUUUUCGGUACCGUUAGUAAAGAAUGAAGACGGUGGUGUUUCAGCCAAGGUAAAGUAUUUGGGUAAGGAGAGAGAAUUUACAUCUACCCAAUUGGCAGCAAUGUACAUUAACAAAAUCAAAGACAUUACUGCAAAGGAGACUAAAGGAAAUAUUGUUGAUAUUUGUCUUUCUGUUCCGGUUUGGUACACUGAAAAGCAACGCCGCGCUGCUGCUGAUGCUUGUCAAAUUGCUGGUUUAAAUCCAGUUAGAAUUGUUAAUGAGGUCACAGCUGCUGCAGUUGGUUACGGUGUCUUCAAGGCAAACGACUUGCCGGAAGAUGAGGCUAAAAAGGUUGCUUUCAUUGAUAUUGGACAUUCAUCUUAUCAGGUUUCUAUUGCUGCUGUUAAGAGAGGUGAAUUGAAAGUUUUAGGUUCAGCUUGUGACAAACACUUUGGUGGUAGGGAUUUCGAUUAUGCUAUUGCCAACCACUUUGCUGAGGAAUUCAAAGGAAAGUAUAAGAUUGAUAUCACUCAGAACCCUAAAGCCUUUUAUAGAGUUUUGACUGCUUCAGAAAAAUUGAAGAAAGUCUUGUCGGCUAACUCGCAAGCCCCAUUUGGAGUUGAAUCCGUUAUGAAUGAUAUUGAUGUGUCAUCUUCGUUGAGUCGUGAUGAAUUAGAAGAAUUCAUCCAACCAUUAUUGAAUAGAAUAAAUGUUCCAAUUGAAGCUGCAUUGAAAGAUGCGGGUUUGACUACUUCUGAUAUUGACUCUAUUGAAGUUAUCGGUGGAUGUACUAGAGUUCCAUCAUUGAAAGCCAAAAUCUCAGAAAUAUUUGGAAAGCAAUUAUCUUUCACUUUGAAUCAGGAUGAGGCUAUUGCAAGAGGUAACGCCUUUAUUUGCGCAAUGCACUCUCCUACAUUACGUGUUAGACCAUUCAAAUUUGAGGAUUUCAAUCCAUAUUCUGUUUCCUACUUCUGGGACAAACAGGAAGAAGAUGAGGAUCACUUGGAAGUCUUCCCUAGAGGAGGUUUGUUCCCCUCAACCAAGAUAAUUACUUUAUACAGAAGCGGUGAUUUUGAAGUUGAAGCAAGAUACACUAAUAGAAAAGAACUACCAGUUGGUACUGAAUCGGUUGUUGGUAGAUGGACCUUUAAAGGUGUUGUUCCUUCUAAGGGUGAGUCUUCGAUAGCUACUAAGUUGAAGUUAAGAAAUGAUCCAUCUGGUUUCUACACCAUCGAGUCUGCUUACACCGUUGAAGACAAGAUUGUUAAAGAGUUGGUUGAGAAAGAGCCUAAAGAAGGUGAGCAAGAUGAAGAUGAGGAACCAGAAUACAAGGAAGUUAAGAAGACUGUUAAGAAAAAUGACUUGGAGAUCACUGCUAUCUCAGCAGCAUUGCCUGAAGGAAUCAAACAAGCUUAUUUUGAGGAAGAAAAUUCAAUGGUUGUCGAAGAUAAAUUGGUCGCUGAUACGGAAGACAGGAAGAAUGCCUUGGAAGAAUACAUCUAUGACUUGAGAGGCAAGUUGGAUGAGCAAUAUAAGAACUUUGCUUCUGACGAAGAGAAAGCAAAAUUGACUGAUAUGUUAGCAAAGGCUGAAGACUGGUUGUAUGAUGAUGGAUUUGAUUCAAGCAAAGGUAAGUAUAUUGCUAAAUAUGAAGAGUUAGCUUCUAUUGGUAAUAUUAUCAGGGGCCGCUAUUUAGCUAAGGAAGAAGAAAGAAGGCAAUCAAUCAGACAAAAACAAGAGGAAUCUCAAGCUGCUGCCAUGGCUGAAAAAUUAGCUGCCGAAAGGAAAGCAAAGAGCAACGACACCAAGCAAGAAAAAAAAAGUGAUGAUGGUGAUAUUGAAAUGGGUAAUUAG
This is a messenger RNA of Priceomyces carsonii, 2094 nucleotides long. It is a transcript of the gene MSI3, whose product is annotated as adenyl-nucleotide exchange factor. The transcript has a single exon. Gene Ontology annotation, cellular component: cytosol; nucleus. Bases 1 to 2094 code for a protein of 697 amino acids. The record is from RefSeq and is a predicted model, not a curated record. Lineage: Eukaryota; Fungi; Ascomycota; Pichiomycetes; Serinales; Debaryomycetaceae. Gene Ontology annotation, biological process: protein folding. Gene Ontology annotation, molecular function: ATP-dependent protein folding chaperone; ATP binding.